UUGGAUCCACAGACGGUGGAAACUAAGAACUGGCACACAGAUGUGAUCGAGAUGAAUGGGAUUAAAGUGGAAUUCUCCAUGAAAUUCACCAGCCGAGACAUGAGCCUCAAAAGAACACCAUCCAAGAAGCAGACAGGCGUCUUUGGUGUGAAGAUCAGCGUGGUGACUAAGCGGGAGCGCUCCAAGGUGCCUUACAUCGUCAGGCAGUGUGUGGAGGAGGUGGAGAAGAGAGGCAUUGAGGAGGUCGGCAUCUACCGGAUAUCAGGGGUGGCCACGGACAUCCAGGCACUGAAGGCCGUCUUUGAUGCCAACAACAAGGACAUCCUGCUGAUGCUGAGUGACAUGGACAUUAACGCCAUUGCUGGCACCCUCAAGCUCUACUUCCGGGAGCUGCCCGAGCCCCUCCUCACAGACCGACUCUACCCAGCCUUUAUGGAGGGCAUUGCCCUGUCAGACCCUGCUGCCAAGGAAAACUGCAUGAUGCACCUGCUCCGCUCCCUGCCCGACCCCAAUCUCAUCACCUUCCUCUUCCUGCUGGAACACUUGAAAAG
Molecule: messenger RNA, 551 nt
Organism: Chrysochloris asiatica (Cape golden mole)
Lineage: Eukaryota; Metazoa; Chordata; Mammalia; Afrosoricida; Chrysochloridae
Product: active breakpoint cluster region-related protein-like
Exons: 5
Biological process (GO): signal transduction; positive regulation of GTPase activity
Cellular component (GO): membrane
Molecular function (GO): GTPase activator activity
Source: RefSeq, a predicted model, not a curated record